Messenger RNA from Tribolium castaneum (red flour beetle), 1869 nucleotides. Its product is annotated as insulin-like growth factor-binding protein complex acid labile subunit. Gene Ontology annotation, molecular function: protein binding. The coding region runs from base 568 to 1788 and encodes 406 amino acids. The transcript has 4 exons. The record is from RefSeq and is a predicted model, not a curated record. NCBI's taxonomy places the organism in Eukaryota, Metazoa, Arthropoda, Insecta, Coleoptera, Tenebrionidae.
AGUGACUAACAAUCUGUUCCUAACAGCUAAAGGCACAUUUCAUUCGUUCCAAUACUUUAUCCUGAUUAAUAUCGCGUGCUUGCAUGUUGUUGAAAGUGUGUCGGUUGUUUUGGCCCAUUAUCAGAUUCACUUAAAGCUUGCAGAGAUAACAGAUUUGGCUCCGAAAGUUAUGUCUUUACGAACUUUGUUACCAAAUCACAGCAACGAAAUCAUGGAAUUUUACUUACUAAUGUGCAAUACUAGACUUGAUGUUCAAGUGUUUGGAAUGUUUACAGUAACACCAUCAGCACUGCUUGGUAUAUCGGCAUGGAUUGGGUCUUAUUUGGUUAUUAUGAUACAAUUUACGCCAAAAAACGCCGAUAUAAGCACCACAAACUGGCCACAGCGGGCGUCAGCAGAAUGAACCAGUCAUAUUAUCUGUGUGUUCAAGUCAACAAAACUUGUGUCUUUUCUGAGAUUCUCCAACAAAAUGAGUGUUAUUAAGUGUGGGGUCAGGCAUGUGGAAAAACCAGUCUUAAUUUUAUUUUUGCAACUGGUCAGUUUGCGUGUUUGUUUUCACGAAGCAACAUGCAGGUCCUCACCGUCGUCUUUGCAAGCGUGCUGUUUUACACUGGGACCGAAUCAAUGUGCCGGCACUCUUAUAUGACGUUUUGUGAUAAUUUGAGCGACCUUCAGAACUACAACGUUGAAAAUUGGACGGAACUUGUGGUAGGAACAGAGUCACAUGAUGAUUCGCAACUUCAGGCAGUCGAUUCCGACUCGCUUUCAUUAGACAGGUUGGAAAAAGUGGUUACUUUCAUUAUUAUCGGGCAAAUUAGAGACAUCAAGACGUACACGUUCACCCUCGAUCCGUUUUUCAACCGCUUGAACUAUUUACAGUUGUAUGGAAAUGAUAUAAGGCGCAUAAGAUUUACGACUUUUGACACGAUGAAGUUAACAAAGUUAAGUUUAGUGAACAACAAGAUUGAGUAUAUUCAUGCGGGGGCGUUCUAUAAUUGCGAAAUCAAAACUAUAGAUUUGUCGCACAAUAAGCUGGAGACGAUUGAAACAGACGUGUUUUCGGAAGAGUUCUUCUAUAAUUCAACCAAAGAAAUAGUGAUAAGAUAUAACGAAAUCGGCGCUAUUCAGUCCGAUAGCUUCCCGAGCAGCCUGGAGAUCCUCAAUUUAGACCACAACAAUCUAAAGGUGUUAAAUGCUGAUGUUUUCGACAAUUUGGAUAACUUACAAGAACUAACACUCAGCCACAACCAAUUAUCAUCGUUAGGAUUCGUAAAAAACCUCGAAAAACUCAAACUACUUGACGUUUCGCACAACAAAAUUGUCGCUCUCACCAGUCAACACUUCAACAAUCUCACUCAACUACAAGUUUUAGACCUCAGCCACAAUCAACUAGCAUAUCCUCAAAUUUUCCAGAAGUUCAAUAUUCCGGAAAGGCACCCUCCGUUACAAAUAUCACUCGCUUUUAAUAAAUUGACGCACUUGGUAAUUGAAGAAAACAACUUUCGGCAACAUAUUGUGUUUUUGUAUGGGAAUCCCUGGAACUGCAAGUGUUGGCAAAUGAUGGAAAAGUUCAUGCUUGACAAUAAAGUGAAACGAAAUGUGUGUGAUUUGAAGUUUUUCGGUAAUGGUGACGUUCCCUAUUGUAUUGAAUUUGACAAAAGUGACUGCCGGAGCGGCGAUUUCGGCAAAGAUUCGAACAUUUCUCAACGCGAUAUUCAAAAUUUUGUCAAAGUCGUAGAAGGCAGCUUGGAUAUGAUAAGGUGUAGGUUGACACCGAGAAUAUUGUAGAUUUUCUAAGUGAUAAUUAAGUAUUACUCGGUUAUAAGUUUGUUGUAUGAUGUAUUUAAUAAAACUCAGAUCGCUUUUUUC